Molecule: messenger RNA, 1123 nt
Organism: Oncorhynchus gorbuscha (pink salmon)
Lineage: Eukaryota; Metazoa; Chordata; Actinopteri; Salmoniformes; Salmonidae
Product: chromatin modification-related protein MEAF6-like
Exons: 8
Coding region: 148-735 (195 amino acids)
Cellular component (GO): NuA4 histone acetyltransferase complex
Source: RefSeq, a predicted model, not a curated record
AGCAAAGAGGGUGAGGCCAGAUAAUUAAACGCAUUUGGCUCUUUGCACGCAACCUGUCAUCUAGCGCCUACACGUGGCGAAUGUUUUUACUGCUUAUUUGGCUUCAUCAUUGAAGACGCGCGGCUGUUUGUUUUUCGAAGAUUCAUCAUGGCAAUGAAUGCAAAAGCGACACCACCACAGAUUCCCGACACACGUCGGGAACUCUCGGAGCUGGUCAAGAGGAAACAAGAACUUGCGGAGACGUUGGUGAACUUGGAGCGACAGAUCUAUGCAUUUGAGGGCAGCUACUUGGAAGAUACCCAGAUGUAUGGGAACAUCAUCAGAGGAUGGGACAGAUAUCUCACCAACCAAAAAAAUUCCAACAGCAAGACGGACAGAAGAAACCGAAAGUUCAAGGAGGCAGAGCGUCUGUUCAGCAAGUCCUCCGUCACUUCUGUAGCAGCUGUUUGUGCACUCGGUGGGAUACCAGAUCACAUGAAUGAAAAGCAGAGCGACACGUCCCCAGACCUCCAGAACCAGGAGAAUGAGCCCAGUCAGGAGGACACAGAGGAUGCAGAUGGGGCCCUGCAGGACCUCAAACCUCAGAAGGCUGCAUCCUCUUCCUCAGGCAGUCACCACGGAAGCCACAAGAAGAGGAAGAACAAAAACAGACACAGCCCUUCUGCCAUGUUUGAUUAUGACUUUGAAUUUGACAUGAAAGUGAACAAAAAACCCAGAGUGGAUUAUUCGACUUGAUCAAGUGGCCAGACAAAGGUCUAUGGUGGAGCAGAGAGCCCCUCUGAACUUUAACUGUCUUUAUUGUGUACAUUGCAUGAAACAUUGCCUCUCACUUGCUAUCAGAAAUAUUUCCGUUUCACGAUUUUCCUGCAGACAAGGUGUGUUAUUGCAUGUUACUCAAGACGCAGGUGGGGGUUGGAUAACACCUUAUUGUAUAGGGUUGAAAAUGCACUAUUUAUUAUGUAACUCCCACCAUUUUUCUCUCUUUGUAACAAAAAAGUUGUUUUACUUCGUAUUAGUCACUGUGUAGUUUUGUAGCUCUAGAAUAUCCCAGCUUCUUUUUAAUGUUUUAUUUUAUUUUGAGAUUUGUUUUGCAUAAGAUUGUAAUAAAACCUUGAAAUUACAA